Messenger RNA from Populus euphratica (Euphrates poplar), 1683 nucleotides. RefSeq lists its product as uncharacterized. Lineage: Eukaryota; Viridiplantae; Streptophyta; Magnoliopsida; Malpighiales; Salicaceae. The transcript has 10 exons. The coding region runs from base 637 to 1383 and encodes 248 amino acids. The record is from RefSeq and is a predicted model, not a curated record.
CAUCUCAAAACCCAUCACACUUUGCCUCGCUUGAAUCCGACGACCUCGUUUCAUUUCUCUUGCCUUCUAAAAAAUGUCAUCUCGCUACAGGCCUCUCUCUAAACCAAUUUCUCUUCUCAAAUCCAUCACUAACAAACCCAGCCUUCAACCCAAAUCCACACCAUCUUUUCUCCCUAAACGCUCUCCUAGCACAGUUUCAAGGCCAGUUCCUCAACCGGGUGACAUUCAAUCUCUGCUUCCACUUCAUUCGGCUGUCUCAUCAGCUAGGCCAGUUCCAAGCCUGUGCAAUACUUAGCAGAUGAACUAUCUUGAAAAGAGUUCAGAUGCCUGAUAGUCUUGUUGUCAUUUCAUCCUGGCUUUGUCAAGAGCCUCAGAAAGAGUCUGAUUCAUGGCAGCAAAAUAAAUAAUAUUAGCUCAGGUGAAACAAGCAAACAGAUCAACCAUUUCAGGACUUCCUGGGGGAAAUUAUUGGAGUUUGAACUUCUAUUUGUUGCUAUAUGCAAAAGCAUUCAUGGUAUAAAGAUGUCAGACUUAAUCAGGCCCUCACAUUUAAGAGCCAGAUGCUGGAGUGAAACAAAGGAUAACGUGAGUGUCCUAGAUUAAAUUAUCCAAAUUCCCUAAUCACUUGUGAUUAUAAUGUUUGGAAUUUCUUAUGGAGAACUCUUUCUCUUGCUUGGGGCCACUGCUGCACUAAUCGGACCCAAGGAUCUACCAUUAAUAGCCAGAACUGCAGGGAGAUUGACUGGUCGAGCCAUUGGGUAUGUGCAGAUGGCUCGUGGCCAAUUUGACUCUGUUAUGCAGCAAUCACAAGCUCGCCAGGUUCACAAGGAACUUCAAGACACAAUGGCUCAACUUGAUGCUAUACGUCAUGAAAUUCGAAGCAUAUCUGUCUUGAAUCCUGGUCCAUUAACUCGGAGACUAGUGGAUAAUCUUGACCCUCAGCCUACUAAUAAUGCCAGUGGUAUGCCUGAAAAUGCAGAUGCAGAGAAUGUACCAAACCCCACAAUUUCCAAGGUUUAUACUGAACAAACAGCUGGAGAAAGUUUACCAACAGCUAAUAUUUCCAAGGUUUCUGGUGCGAAAGUCUCAGAUUCAUGUGAUUUGCACAGCCAAGCCACUGCUUAUGCAAGAUUGGCUGAAUCCUCAGCCCUGAAAACUGGGCCAGUGCACAGUGGGGCAGGUGCAGGGGAGUUGACUAGUGAUAAUGGUCUUUUAAAUGUUUUGCCUGUGUCUGCUGAAAGCACUGGUCUUUUGCCAAAUCGUCAGGGUGUUGUUAACGGAUCUGACAUUGUGCUGGAGGCUAUACUGGAGGCUGAGGUGGCUCGCAGUGCCAAAGAUUUUUUCGCACAGCCUACAAAUCAGAUCAAAUAUGAUGAGAGGUAGCAUUUAAUAAUAGGCUCUUGUUUUUGCUGGAAAUGUCACCAGUUGCCGAUACUGUUCUAAAAAAGGAUGCUUGAUUUUCAAACAAGAUCAAGGAUGAAACUUAAGAUGAUUGAGGCUUUCCAAUGGCAGCCUUGGAAAAUACGGGCUGUUUCUUAGCAAGGAUUGACAAUAAGUACUCUGCAAGUAAUUUAUGUGCGUAGGAAACCAACCUAUUAUAUAGACUUCCACAGGUUUUUGUAUAUAAGCAUGGAUUUAUCUUUUUUGAAUAAGCCAUUUUACUUGUAGAUUUUGUACUUCCCA